Messenger RNA from Suncus etruscus (white-toothed pygmy shrew), 1981 nucleotides. RefSeq names its product zinc finger and SCAN domain containing 2 (gene ZSCAN2). The transcript has 2 exons. Gene Ontology annotation, biological process: regulation of transcription by RNA polymerase II. Gene Ontology annotation, cellular component: nucleus. Lineage: Eukaryota; Metazoa; Chordata; Mammalia; Eulipotyphla; Soricidae. The coding region runs from base 4 to 1581 and encodes 525 amino acids. Gene Ontology annotation, molecular function: RNA polymerase II cis-regulatory region sequence-specific DNA binding; DNA-binding transcription activator activity, RNA polymerase II-specific. The record is from RefSeq and is a predicted model, not a curated record.
CAUAUGCUGAGGGUGUUGCCGCGGGAGCUGCAGGCCUGGCUGCAGGAGCACCUGCCUGAAAGCAGCGAAGAGGCCGCAUCCCUGGUGGAAGGCUUGACCCAGAGUCUCCGGGACAGUGAUUUCCAGAUUCCGAGUGACAAUGGGGAGAACUCUCACCAGGAUAUGUUUGAAGGCGCUGACUCCCCUGAGAUGUUCCCAGACAUGCCUGAGGGGGAAAGCAUCCAGCAGUCAGACUGGGACAGUGUCCUGGAGAGGGACUGUGGCUCCAGAGGCUCCCGAGGACACAUCCCAGGUACAGACCAUCCGGAACUGCACUCCCAGGGCAGGGAAGCUGCACAGCUCAUCGGCCUGCAGGGCACCUACUUGGGUGAGAAGCCCUACGAAUGCCCGCGCUGUGGGAAGACCUUCAGUCGGAAGUCCCACCUCAUCACGCACGAACGGACCCACACGGGAGAGAAACACUACAAGUGCGACGCCUGUGGGAAAAGCUUUAGCGAUGGCUCCAACUUCAGCCGCCACCAGACCACUCACACUGGGGAGAAGCCUUACAAAUGCAGGGACUGCGGGAAAAGCUUUAGCCGGAGCGCCAACCUGAUAACCCACCAGCGGAUCCACACGGGGGAAAAGCCCUUUCGAUGCACCGAGUGCGGCAAGAGCUUUAGCCGGAGCCCCAAUCUCAUUGCCCACCAGCGGACUCACACGGGCGAGAAGCCCUACUCCUGCCCCGAGUGUGGGAAGAACUUCGGCAACCGGUCCAGCCUCAACACGCACCAGGGCAUCCACACGGGCCACAAGCCCUACGCGUGUCGCCAGUGCGGCGAGAGCUUCAGCUACAACUCCAACCUCAUCCGACACCAGAGGGUCCACACCGGGGAGAAGCCCUACGCUUGUCCUGACUGUGGACAGCGGUUCAGCCAGAGCUCGGCCCUCAUCACCCACCGGAGGACUCACACGGGGGAGAGGCCCUACCAGUGCGCUGAGUGCGGGAAGCGCUUCAGCCGCAGUUCCAACCUGGCCACGCAUCGGAGGACGCACCUGCUGGAGAAGCCCUACAAGUGUGGCCAGUGCGGGAAAGGCUUCAGCCAGAGCUCCAGCCUCCUGGCCCACCAGGGCACGCACACCGGGGAGAAGCCCUACGAGUGCCCCAUCUGUGGGGACAGCUUCAGCUGGAGCUCCAACCUCAUCAAGCACCAGCGGCUUCACACGGGGGACAGGCCCCACGCGUGCAGCCAGUGUGGGAAGCGCUUCAGCCAGCGCUCCCAGCUGGUGGUGCACCAGCGGAGCCACACGGGCGAGAAGCCCUACUGCUGCCUCCUGUGUGGCAAGAGCUUCAGCCGGGGCUCCAUUCUGGUCAUGCACCAGCGGGCCCACCUGGGGGACAAGCCCUACCGCUGCCCCGAGUGUGGGAAAGGCUUCAGCUGGAAUUCUGUCCUCAUCAUCCAUCAGCGCACCCACACGGGUGAGAAGCCCUACAAAUGCCCCGAGUGCGGUAAAGGCUUUAGCAACAGCUCCAACUUCAUUACUCAUCAGAGAACGCACAUGAAAGAGAAACUGUUCUUAAGUGGCAAAGAGGCACCGUGAGGGGCCAGCGUGAGGCCAGCACUGGCUGCCACCCUCAAACCGGGGGAGUACUGCCAUCCUUCCCUGCUUCUUUCCAGUGAGUGAAGCAGGCAUCAAAUCCUGUGCAUCCUCAUGGCUCCAGACUCGCUUAUCAGGGUUCCGAGUUAAAACACUGAGAACAAAGCAUGGGGAUGGUAGGUGGGAAAGUGGGUCCCUUUCUGUUACUUGAUUAUGCAGAUCCCAAGUUCUGUCUCGUGGCUUUUGUGUACCAAGAUUAUUUUUGUAAGGAAGAGUUGAUUCUGAGAACACUUUUUCUCCCUAGAGCGUUUUGAAAAGACGUUUGAGCUACAACAAUUACCUUUGAUCCUGGGAUGUUCCCUGAGCCUUGAGAUAGGAGAGAUAGGUCUGAUGGUGGGAAGGG